CGGCAAGGCAAGGCAAGAGAGAGAGACAGGCAUCGCAUCGAUCGCAUCAGACACACACACGCACACGGACACACACACAGCUGAUCAUGGUCAGACCAUCCAUACACACGCCGCGUCACGCCACCGGCACGACAAAUGUCAACUCACACCACACCCUCACACCCUCACACCCACUCCUCACGCCGAGAGACAGAGCUAUCACAUUCCUCCUUCCUCCUCACCUCACCCCACCACGUAGUGGCCUGGCCUCGAUUCACCUUCCUCGGGAACGGUGAACGCAAGCGAGCCUGCCUGCCUGCCUGCCUCGAAUGAAUGAGUAAGUAUGCAAGUAUUGUAUGUAUGGAUGGCACCACAACACACAAUGGUUUACAUAAGUGAGGGCGAGCACUGAAAGACUCCAUAUACCCGACAGACAGACAGCCACCCAGCCACCGAGAGAAGUGUCGAAAAAGCCAGCGGGAGGAGGGAGGGAGGGAGGGAGAGAGAGGGGAGGAUAUCGACAGCAUGUCAGCCAGUCAGAAUGGGUAGAAACCGAUUCAGGGUCACCAGGCGAGAGGGAGAGGGAGAGGAAAAGUCCGUGUGCAAAAAUGAGAGCCAGUGGAGGAGCAAGACACGAGACCAGAUAGGUAGGGUCCAUUGUCUCCAUUCAUUCACGUUCGUUCGUAUGAUGGAUGUACGCCACUGCUAUUAUGAUACAUGUGACACAACUCUGACAGACACGCACAGCCGCCCCGCCCCGCCCGCCUCUCAAGGACGAGACGAGACGGGGCGGGACAAGACCUGGCCUGUGUGUGUGCAAAACCGACCUGACCUUCCCCGCUCGCCCUGUCCCGACACAGUCCAUGCGGCCCGGCGGGUGGGCAAUACGAGGCGGACCAGGACGACCCGACCAGACGAGACAGACACCAUUCAAAUAAAGCAGUGUGUAUGCAGACGAAGGAAAAAACUGUCAACUCGACCCCCAGCUGCAUCCAUCCCUCUCCUCUCCUCUCUCCCGAAACACCCUCCAUCCAUCCAUCCGCUCGCCGUUGUCGACUCAAUCAUUCAGUCAAGCCAACCUUAUUGAGGUGCGUGCCGUCACACUGCGAUGCGAUGCUAGCUGUCCCCCUCCCGCAUCGCCCCCGCCACCUCCUUCCUCCCACCCACACCAGAAGUACCAGCACCGCUGCCCCAGGCCGUCGAGUUGGUGUGCGCGUCACCGGCCGGCACGGCAUGGACACUGGCGUUUGGGGAGCUUUCGUCAGGAAAUGCGCACCACGCAGGCCCUCCUUCGGCUGCUCCUGCCGUCAUGACGACUUGCUCCUGUGUCCAUGGCCCCCUCAUCCACGACGACUCAGUGCUGCUGCCGCCAUCUGCAGCGGGCGCCGCGUCAUGCCUCGGCGACUCGAACGUCGCCCACCCUGUGACAGCGACGGGCGCAGACGCAUUGUCGCUUGGGGGCUCUGCAAAGGGAUCGGCGAGUGCCUGGCCGUUGGUGGCUGCCUGUGGCGGCAGCGAUGGCCGUAUGGGGGAGGGAGAGGGAGAGGGCAUGUAGGGGGCGGCCUGCGGCUGGAGCGGCGGGGAGGACGGCGGCUGCUCGUGUGCGUUGCCCGCCACCCCCGGGUCGGGGCUGAUGGCCGCCUCGCCCUCGCUGGAGGAGCUGUCGUCGUCAUCAUCGUCAUCGUCGUCUUCUUCCCCCUCGCCCAUGUCGUCCUCCUGCGCCCUCUUGCCACCCCCACCGCUGUACGGGUCUCCCAGGCUCAUGGGCUGCAUCACCGACCGGUCUUUUGGGGGCGUCGCUGCAGGCAGGCCGGGGCUGUCCGUGUCGGGCUCUCGCAGGAUGGUGGCGCUCACGCGGGACCUCUGGUCACCUGCCGCAGCAGCGGCGUCGUGCGCCGUGUCCUCCUGGAAGCUGGCGAAGGGGUCGGAACCAUCGCGGUUCGACGGACCAAGGUCAAAAUCCUCAUCACUGACCAAGCACAUAGAACAAACACAUCAGUGCGACACCUUCAUAUACUUGUGUGGAUGUGCCUCAAGGCCUUGACUCACUCUUCGUGCCAGUCGAAGGGCUCUGGGCUCCUUGCCAUAGCUGUGGGUGCGGGUGCGGUGGCCGCGGCGCUGCUGCUCCAGGUGGGCCUCUGGCCGCCCAGCCAGGUCAUGUUGUCCUCUCCACUGCUGCCCGGCCGAUCCACCCGCCGCACACCGGCGUGGUCGCCACCGAAAUGGGGAACAAACUCUGAGCCAAGAGCAGAAAAACAAUGCCCUCCUGGCCUUGGUGGGACCAUCGUUCUUUUUCUUUUGCCGACUGACCAUCAUCGGUGUCGAAUGGGUUAGAUUCGCUGUCCAUCGGCGCGGAUCUACUUGCAGUGCCCUCCACCGGCGACCUUUCAGGCGAGAAGGAGGCCGUCCAGCCCCCAUCCAUCACCUCCGCCGGUGGCGCAUCCGCCCACGCCGGCUUCGGGGGUGAAGCAGCCGGCUGCUGUGUCGCUCUUGGCGCGCCCGUGACCUCCUGCGGCGUGUGGGCUGGUGGUCGGCCCGAUGAUGUCGAUGGCGACGUCGCAGCAGCAGCGGCGGGUGCAGGUGCAGGUGGAGGGAGAAGACCAACGCCUUGGAGAAGACCAACGCCUGGUGGGGGAAGACCAACGGGUGGGGGGCCUAGCGGCUGGGGGCCAGAGGGAGGCGACCCAGGGCCACCCUGGAAGCACACACGCAGACACCCAUCAGGGUGCUGGUGUGUGGGUGUCUGGUGCAGCCGCCGCACCUGUCUGUGUAGUUCCUCUUGGGUGUUGAGGAUUUCCUCCACUUCGGGUUCGGCAACGGGCACGGCCUGGGGCACCGACGCCACCCAGCCUUCGUCACGCAUCGGGCCGCUCGCCGAGGAUGGCGGAGGGGGCGGUGCAGCGUUGGCCGCGUGGGGCAGGGGACCAGCCAGAUGGUUGCCCUGAGUGAGUGGGUGAGAUGGAACAGGCCAACAUGGAUGUAUAGGGAGAGACGUGGCAGCGCGUGUGUGUGCGUAUGGUUGCGUACUGGUGCGGUGAGUGUGGCGUAGUCUUUGAUGAUUUCACCGACGGGCCUCUCGUGCUUGAGUGUCUGCCAAUUCCAGCCCUCCGUCUCGUUGAGCAGCUCCUGGAUCUGAGGAAUGGACAGACAGAUACAAACGAUCCCAUCACACACACACCCAUUCACACAAGUGUAUGGGUACCGUCUGUCUGUCUGUCUGUCAGUCUUACCCAUGGCGUGUGUUGGGCGGCCAUGUGUAGGUGAUGGCCAAUGGUCAUGAUGUGCGAUAUGUAGCCCACCGUGUCGCCCUUCCGCCGCCAGCCCCGCUCGGGACGCGUGUGCCAACGCCUGGUGGAUUGGAUCAACGGACGGACAAUCACACGGAUAUUAGGUGUUUGGUUCGUAUCAGAGGUUGGCACAGGGUACCUACCUGAUGGCCUUGACGGUUUGCGAUAGGAAAGCUGAGUCCCUGAGGAGGGACUCGACCAGCUCGGGGUGCUUGUCGGCCAAACUGAUGGCCUCCAACGCAGCCGACCUGACACACCCACAGGCAGGCAGGCAGGCAGGCAGUCACUACUGUGUAUCUUCCUCCGUAUGGGUGUACAUGGCUUACUUGACGUCAUUGUGCAGCAGGUUGUUCCAUUCAAACUCGAAAAAGGCCGAAAUGCACAAAGGAAACACACCCUCAGACACAACCGCAGCCACCACCUCCUGCAAUGCAACAAACCACACACAUUCACACCAUACACGCCAUUGAUUGAAACCAACCAUUCUCUACGACAGAUACCCACCUCCUUUCUGGUCCGGAUGAGCGCGGUCCACAGGCUGACAAUCCCCAAAGCAGUGGAGCCCAGCGGCCGCUGCCCUCCCCCAGCCGGCAUGGGUAUCGCCUUGCCCCUGGCGGCCAGCAGCUCGCUCUCAAACAGCUCCCGCAUCCGGCGUAUCUGAGGACACACGGCCUCUGCCACGUAGUCAAUGGCCGAUGGCUGCGGGGGGGAGGCACCCUCUGGCUCGGGCGUGGCCGCCGGACGCUCGGGGGGCACCUCUUCUUGCUCUCGUUGUUGUUGUUGCUGCUGCUGCUGCUGGGUGGGGGCCUCCUCACUCUCUCUCUGCUGGCCAGUGGCGACAAUGGCGUUGGCUGUUUGUCGGAGGGUAUCGAGAGUGCCGUUGGCUACCGCAACCUCCUCCUCAGGGGCCGCCGCCACGACCGGCGGGGAGCCGUCGGUGGCGUCGUCUUGGGACGCCUUGACUACCGGCAUCGGCGGGGCCUCCUGCUCUUGCCUCGAGUCGUUUUCGGCAGCGUGGGUGGCCUCGGGCUCUUCAGUGAUGGGCGUGGGGGGAGGGGAGAGGGGAGUCUCGUCCUCGGUGGGCUGGGGGGGCUGGGCGUGGUCGUCGGUGCUGUCUGGCAGGACGAUGCGCACGCUGUCCUCCGGAGUGCCGUGGUGAAGGGCCUCCUCCUCUUCAUGCUGAUCUUGCUGGUCCUCCUCCUGCUCCUGCUGCUGCUGCUGAUCCUCCCCCUCCUGCCGCUGUAAUUGAUCAUCGCCAGCGGGUCUUUCCCUUGGAGGAGUCUGGAUGGCGGCGGUGGUGUGGUGGAUGAGGUCUGAUAAAAUCGACACGGCUUGCGACACCAAUAUCGGGUCCUGAGGCACACGAAGCCGUGCCGUGGAGAAGGUGUGCUGUCUGUCUGUCUGUGUGAGUGAGUGUGUGGUCUUCAUGUGUGUCGGGUCUGUACGUUUUGGAAGAGGCAGUCGACGAGGUGGUGUGUGCAUUCGGUGGACGUGAGCUGCUGCAUCAGGGCGGGCGCAUAGUACACCGACUCAUACUUCUGCAGGAACAUCCGGAUGAUCACCGCGACGUUCUCCGACACCUGAACCCCACCAAACAACACCGCCACCACCACCACCACCACCACCCAACACAUGAGUCAAUCACACACAUGACAUGAUGUGUCCCUCCCUGUCUGUCUGUCUGUCUGCGUACCUCUCCCACUCUGUCCUGGGGGUUGUCGUUUUCGGGUAUGAGUCUUUGUACGAUGCGCAUCAUGAGCGGGCUGCCGUGCCGGUCGGACGUGUCGAAGACGGCCUGCGGCUGCUCCUCCACACACAGGUACGUCACGAACAGAUCCGUGAUCGACCGGCUCCCCAGCUUGGCCAAGAAACCAUCCAAGAGAUCUUCCUUGCCACGGAGGUAGGACACCAGCUGAAUGAAUGAACGAGUGAACCAGGGAGGGACGGAGGGACGGAGGGAGGAGGGACACACAAGGCAAACGAUUGGUUGGUUGAUGGAUGGAUGGAUGGACAACAUUCGUGUGCUGUGCUGUGCUGUGUGGAGUGGGUGUGUCGGGUCACCUGGCUGGUCUCUGUUGGCUUCUGCGUGUUGAUGGAGGUCCGCAUGAACAGCGAAGUGCACACACGCGCAAAGUACCCCGCCAGCACGUGAUUCAGCUGCAGCCAUCCAUUCACCAUCACGACACACCACAUGUCAUGGAUCAGCAGAUAGAUACUUUGGUGUCUGUGUCUGUCUGUCUGUCUGUCUGUCGCUCACCGCGUUGGGUUGGUAGAGGAAGUCCCACAGAGCGUCCAGCACCGGACGGUUCUCAGGGUCGAGGAACGCCCUGACGACAUCACACAAGCGAUCGAUCAUCGGUAGGCAAUGCUACACAGGCCUGUGUGUGUCGGGUGCGCACUGUAGGAUGCGAUCAUUCUCCUGGCAGACCACUUCGGUCGCCAUGAAGGGGAACCUGACAGACAGACAGACACACAGACAGACGGACAGAGAGAGCAGUACAGUGAUGUGAAUGGUGGGUUGGUGGUGUGGAUGCGGUUGGCCAUCGGUCGCUCACUUGUGUCCCCUGUUCUUAUCAGCAUCAUCGGGCGGCACCACGACAAUGUACUCCACCAGCCUCUCCAGCGAAUCACGACGACACAAACUGAUGUAUGCAGGUCACACCACACAGACGCACAAGGCACAGACAGGCAGACACAAGACAAGACACACACCGUCGCGCAUUCACUUGGGUGUCCGUCGUGUUUGCUUCUGUCUGUCUGUCUGUCCUCAUGUGAUUGCUCACAAGUCGACGACUUUGGCGUUGUUGCUUUUGAUCUCCUGGAUGAGCUCGUCGAGGUCGAGCAGUUUGUCCAGGGUGCAGUCCGCCGCUUCCACUAUCUCGUCCACAUUCACGCUCGACGCCUCCGGGCCGCCAAAGGUGCUCCAGAACAAACCACCCAUUUGACCCAUGCCACCCUGGUUCGGCUCCAU
Messenger RNA from Vitrella brassicaformis, 6237 nucleotides. The record is from the annotation of a GenBank genome assembly. Lineage: Eukaryota; Vitrellaceae.